UGACCCCACAAUAAAACAAAAGGAAAAGGAGGCAACUUUAAAAUUAACAGUUUUCACUUUUCAGCAAUGAAAAUCGAUGGCGAUGGAAGUGGAAAUGGAAGGCGAAGAUGGUUCCAAAUUGUCAUUACAAGUCACUGAAGCUCGAAACACAGUCAUUGGACGAGGCUGUGGCGGCGGCUUUCACACAAAGGAUCGCACCGUUUCCCGUCGCCACGUCUCCUUCCAGCUCAGCUCCGAUUCCGAUGACCCUAGGGUUUCAUUCGAGGUCAUCGGAAGGAACCCUUUUUGGGUUCACCACGGAGCUCUUGGCCUUAAGGUUUUCCGCAAGUUCGAAAAGGGUCAAUUGGAACUCGGUGACCGCUUUUCCCUCUCCGCCGUAACACCGUUCUGGCUCCAUUUCAAUUUCAACAACUCAGCUCUGGACGUUUCAAGUUCAAAGCCUCAGCUUGACAUCGACAUUGACCAAAUUGACCUUUCGCAAUUCGAUCCCGUUAAAGAGUUUGGUUUCCUUGCGAUUGGGCACGAGUUUGAUGACUAUCCAAAGGGGAAGAUCCGCAAUGUUAAGGAUUGGGAGUGGUUUCUUGAGGAAGCUAGAAAUGACAGUGAUGAUGAUGACGAUGAGGAGGGAAAGCAGAGGAAGAGGAUGAAGAGAAAGCGGAAGAAAAAGAAGGGUAAGGAGGAGAAUGAAGAUGAUGAAGAAUGGGGUGGUGAAAGUGAUGAUGAGGGUAAGGACCUUGUUUCUAACAUGAGCAAAGGUAAGAAGAGGGCAUGCUACUCCACAAGGUCUAAAGACAGGGAAAGUGGCUCUACAAGCUCUAAGAGAAAGAGAGAUACUAAGAUCAAUCAAACUUUUGAAGAUGAUGAAGAUGAUGAGACUCUAGGAGGCUUCAUUGUUGAUGAUGAAGAGAAUGAUCAGCAGGAGGAGUUAAACGAUGAUGAUGAUGAUGAUGAUGAAGAAGAGUUUGAAGAAGAGGAGGAGGAGGAAGAUUAAAGUUUUGAAUCAAAUCAAUGUUCGUACAUGUGUGAAUGUUGUUGUUCAGUUAGGAAACACUUGAUAUUGAGUUCUGUUUUGGUGAAUGGCUUAGGAAUGAAUCUAGAUUCUAGAAUAUGCAUUAAUUAAUUACACAAGAUAAAGAUUGGAAUAUAUAUGUAUUUCGAGCAAUUAUAAUUAUUAUGAAGUAUUUAGGCACAUUUA
This is a messenger RNA of Arachis ipaensis, 1195 nucleotides long. RefSeq names its product SMAD/FHA domain-containing protein. Gene Ontology annotation, molecular function: protein binding. Lineage: Eukaryota; Viridiplantae; Streptophyta; Magnoliopsida; Fabales; Fabaceae. The record is from RefSeq and is a predicted model, not a curated record.